This is a messenger RNA of Chironomus riparius, 1413 nucleotides long. The record is from the annotation of a GenBank genome assembly. NCBI's taxonomy places the organism in Eukaryota, Metazoa, Arthropoda, Insecta, Diptera, Chironomidae.
CUUUGUGACAGGGGAGGGAAUUUUGUGACAUCCAAUUUUUUGGUGAGAAAAUUAUAAUUUUUGUAUCUAUGAUUGGAUGCCGAAGGGGUGGGGGGAUAUUGACAAAUGUGGCAGAUAGUGGGAGAAAUUAUGUUUUUUGAUGGACGUCAUAAGUGAACGGCCCCUUAAGAUCACUUAAUGCAAGUAUUACACAUUUAUAUUGACUAAUUGGUAUCAUCUUAAAAACAUAAAGACACUAUGACGAAGUCAAUAUUCACCCCCUCUCGACGUUCUAGUUAAUUUUCUGCAGACCCAACACACAUUUUUAAAAGCCAUUAAAAUUUCUCUCAAGUUUAGAAUGUAGAAGUGUUUCUUUUUUACUAAUUGAAUUGUUUUUUAUUAUGAGUGACGAUGAUCAUGACACAUGGCAUCAAAUAAUCAAUAAAACUGCCCUGAUUAUUUAAUUAUUGAAGUUGACAAAUGUGAGAAUCAAUUUAUUCAGUCGCAAAUAAGUUUUGAUGCUGAUUAGGUCGAAUUUAGGAAAAAAAUAUGAACUUUGCCAAAUUAGUCACGAUUGCAGUCAUAUUAUCUUCAUUGACUGUAAAUCUAGUCAAUGCUGUCCAAGUGCAUUGCGAGUUUUCAUCAUUUUCUCCAAUGUCUUGGUACAUUUCACCACGUUAUAGUUGUAAAGCUGUCAAUUUUGAAACAACAUUCAAGGAUCGAAUUUUAAAUAACGUGAUGGGCUUACAUGAUUCCGAUAAAACAGACACAGAUAUUAAAAUGCUAUUUAUGCACAAGGAAAAUUGCCAUUACAUUCCGAGAAAUAUAUCUGGGUUCUUUGGAAACAUUGACGUUUUAUACAUUAAAGAUUCAAAUCUUCAGCACUUGAUGACUGGUGAUCUCGAUGGAUUGAAAAGCUUAUCAAUAUUUGAUGUUUCUUACAAUCCAAUUGAUCAUGUUGGUGAAGAUUUCUUUAAAGGACAUUCAUCAAUUAGGAUUAUUUCAUUCUACGCAUGUCACAUAAAGCAAAUUGAUUUCGGUGCUUUUGACAGUUUGACAAACUUGCAGGAAGUAUCUUUGCAGUACAAUUAUUGCCAUGAUGGAGUUCUUAAGCGUGCAUUAAAUGGAACAACUGUUUUUACUGCAAUUUAUCUAACGUGUCAAGGAAAUGGAUUAAAAUUGAAAUCUAAAGUUGAAGAAGAGUGUCUAGACACCUUAAGAAAAUCAAUUGACUUACUGGAUGAUGAUAAUAUUAUUGAAGAACAUUCAAGUGACAUCAAAAGAGAAUCAAUGUCGCCUUCAUUUAAGUUUAUUUUAUUUACAUUUACAUUAUUGAGUUUAAUAGUUUUUACUGGACUGUGCUUGAUUUUAUUUAGAGCACAUAAGUUUGUUUCAACUAGAACCUUUUUUACUAUGAUUAAUGAAAUAAAUUAA